Molecule: messenger RNA, 1039 nt
Organism: Cyprinus carpio (common carp)
Lineage: Eukaryota; Metazoa; Chordata; Actinopteri; Cypriniformes; Cyprinidae
Gene: dynll2a
Product: dynein, light chain, LC8-type 2a
Exons: 4
Coding region: 421-690 (89 amino acids)
Biological process (GO): microtubule-based process; cilium assembly
Cellular component (GO): cytoplasmic dynein complex
Molecular function (GO): dynein light intermediate chain binding; dynein intermediate chain binding
Source: RefSeq, a predicted model, not a curated record
CGAGCGCUGUGUAGGACGGCAUUGUGGAGAGCCAGGGAUUUCAGCGCGGGCAGCCGGGCACCAGUCGGCGUUUGAUGUGAUCCUUAUGUUCCUCUCAUAGCGUUAAAGGGACAUCCGAAACGACGACAGCUCGUACGGCGACUUUUCACUCGCAAAUUUCUCUUGCCAAAUAUUGCUGACAGUAAAGCAAAGCGUGUAUUUGACGUUGAAAUUCAGAAGCUACAGCGAGAACGCCGCGUGCACCUGAGUUUCAUUGAUUUGCUGGAAGGAACAUCAAACGCGCACGCUGUGAAUGGAGGAGGUGUGACGUAGCAUUCCUCCAUACCGUCUAUGAUCCAUGGAGACUUGAUAGAUGAAUCCAGAUCUUAAUCAGUUGACUGCCACCAUAUAAUUGAGUUGAACUGCUAAAUCAACGGAACCAUGACCGACAGGAAGGCUGUGAUCAAGAACGCUGACAUGUCUGAAGACAUGCAGCAGGACGCAGUGGACUGUGCCACACAGGCCAUGGAGAAAUACAACAUCGAGAAGGACAUUGCCGCAUACAUCAAAAAGGAGUUCGAUAAGAAAUACAAUCCUACGUGGCAUUGCAUUGUGGGAAGGAACUUCGGCAGCUACGUGACCCAUGAGACGAAACACUUCAUCUACUUCUACUUGGGCCAGGUGGCCAUUCUCCUCUUCAAGUCUGGCUGAGUCCAGGCCAAACCAGACCGUAGAAUGUAUCUCCAAUGAAGACUGUGAUGCACUGGUGGCUGAUGUCAUCAAUGAAUAUUAAACAAGACCAUACCAUGACUAUGCUGGCUGUGCACAACUGCAUGGAUCAUGUCCCAUACUACUUGUGUACAUGUUGCAGUUAAAUUGCUUUUCAUUAGAGGCCCAAGUUUUUGUUAAUGGUCCUUGCAGGUUUUUCCUAGCGCAUAUGUUGUAAAAAUAAAAAAACGGGGGGGGUGGGUGAUAUGUAUAUAUAAUAAAGAAAGUCAGAAAAUGUGAAGCAUUGACCAGCACUGUAAAUGUCUGCUAUAAAUGGAUAUAUUUUUGGUGA